AUGAAGAAGGUCAGUGGCCGGCUGAGCACACCUUGGCCAAGGAAUGAGAGCGAGCUCUCAUCAGACACUUCCGGUGCGAGCCGUGAUAGCCCGGACCCAAAACUUUUUGGUGGCGUUUUGAGCGACCAAAGCUACGUGGGGGCCGCCAAUCGACUCUGGAACGACUCAGAGCCUGCGGAUGGGAGUUUGAGAUUGCUUGAUAGCACCUCCUCGCCCGUCGAGCCGGCGCCCAACACUUCAAAGCCUUCUGAAGCUGUUUUUAGGAAAGGCGAUCCCACCCAUAUACGACGCAGCCUUGUCGCUGCGAAGAAAGCGACACAGAUCCUCGACGCCAGGUUUCUCAAGGACCUGAAGUCGGCAGCAAAAUCCGAGCUUGGACUUCAUGAAGCCAGACGCUUGAGAAAAGGGUUGAUUCAUAUUCUGAGUGAAUGGAGUCACCUGGCCGCAAGCUCAAAAUUGACAUUGAAUAUUUUGAUGGCGCAUGUUACUACCCUAGAAAUUUUUCGCGUCUGCCAAGCUGAAGACACUCUUCCGGAACUCCGCAAGAGGGUCGAUUAUUUGUUGGAGCACAUCGAGUCAGACUGCCUAAACGGAACCCGGCUCGCUGAUUUGCUGCACUUGGCUAGCAGAAGCCUGCGAAAUGAAGCUCGACGUGAUAAAUCGAAGGAGCUGUAUCAACGGGCGAUCAAG
Molecule: messenger RNA, 690 nt
Organism: Mesorhabditis spiculigera
Lineage: Eukaryota; Metazoa; Nematoda; Chromadorea; Rhabditida; Rhabditidae
Source: the annotation of a GenBank genome assembly